Danio rerio (zebrafish) is the source of this 5534-nucleotide messenger RNA. Lineage: Eukaryota; Metazoa; Chordata; Actinopteri; Cypriniformes; Danionidae. The record is from RefSeq and is a predicted model, not a curated record.
AAGCAGGCAGACGCUUCAGGUUUUCUGAGCAUGCUCUUGUUUUUAAGGGGUUCGGGAGAAACAAGAAGUGAACGGGUUCACCCCUGCUGUCGCCUGCUGGGUCUCAUUUCAGCCCGGGGUUUGGGGAGGGAUAUGCAAAUGCAGGCGUCCCCCUCAGAGCUCACGCGGCCCACUGUUGACAGAGGCAUCAGAGCAGCGCAGUGCAGACUCCUGUUCAGUCUCUGGCUUCUGCUGCUGUCUGUCUGUCCGUCUGUCUGUCUGAGCGCUGAAGUGGGCAGGAUGAUGCCAGAACAGCAGAUGUUUCGACUGCAGUGCCGUUUGCCCGCCAACAACUGAAUCAGUGCUCGGAGAAACCUUGUGGGACUCAGCAAGGAAAACAAGCAACACUUCACAACCUCCGGACUCUAAAGCCCAGCUGACUUGGCUUCACUUUUUCUUUUUUUUUCUUCUUCUGCUUAUCCUCCUCAGCUUUUGCUUUCUAUUCUACUCCACUUUAUGGCUUUUUCUGCUGGUGUUUUGUGCUCUGCUGCUUGAAGAUGAGGUGGAUUCUUGCAUUUCCGUUGGUCACACUGCUACUGACUUCAGCUGAUGCCAAAGGAACUUUCUAUGGAAGUCCAUAUAGAUACAAUCUACACAAGUCUGGAAGCGUCCCGCAGCACAACCCUGGAAAACCAAUGGGGCAUCAUAAGAACUACUGUGCAUAUGUUGUCCAGAAGAACGUCACCUGUGUAAUGCAAGACGGAGUGGCCACAUAUGUCAAACCAGAGUACACUACCAAGUGCAUAUGGGGACAGAAAUGCCCUGUGCUCGUGUAUCGCACACUCUUUAAACCACAGUACAAAAUCGGUCAUAAAACCAUCACUGAGCUGGAAUGGCGCUGCUGUCCGGGUUUCUCUGGAGAGAGCUGCGCUGAAGGGCCGAGCUCGGACACGGACGGCAUGAUACCACCCUUCAAGGGCUCUUUCCCCCGGCCCGGGCUAAAGGGUUUCCCCAGGGGUCAUCCCAGAGUCCCUGAGCCCGCAGGACAUCCCGACCACAAGCCCUUCCCUGGUGGGUUCGUCCCAGCAGAAAUCCCGAGAAGCGGCUAUGGUCCAAAGACAGGAGUGACAGGUGAGCGUUUGGACCGAAUUGAAGAAACCCUGCGCAGACUCUCUCAGGAUCUGGACAGCUUGAACGGGCUGGUGACUGGCAUGGAGGAUCGCCUGCGAGUGUCUCUCCGCGAGGACACUAAAAAGAUGCUUACCUCUCUGCUGGGUGGCGUCCCACGGCUACUGGACACGUCUGUGGGCUUUGGGCUGAUCCCAGAGGGCACACCAAAUGGCUUAGAUGGGGAGGAGAACCUGCCCGGUUUCGGGGAGCUGGUGGGACGGGUGAUGGAGGUCAAAGACGAACUGAGGGAAAAGAGCCACAUGCUGGAUGAGAUCCGAGGAAUGGUGAUGGGACACGAUGGCCACCUGAAGAGGCUGAUAGAUACGGCCACAGGGAGACCUGUCCUGGGAGAGCAGAGGCAUCUGGAGGAGCUUCUGGACUCUAAACUGUCCAUUGUGAGAGCAGAUGUGCUGGACGGCUUUGAGAGGAGGCUGACAGGUCUGGAGACUCACUGUGAUGAGAGAAUCAGACAGGUGCAGCAGCAGUGUCAUAACGAACACCUAACUGGUCAAGAGCAGAUCCAGCUCUCACUGGAUGGCCAAGAGACGGGCUUGAGGAAAGAGCUGGGAGAGCUGCAGGCACAGAUCCAGGGUCUGACGGUGACAGAGAACUGUUGCGACCAGAUAAACAGCCAUAGCCGGAGGAUGCUCCUGCUGGAGGACACAGUCAAGAGCCUGACCGAGACACAGAGGCAGCUGCAAGUGGACCUGACGGACCAGACGCUCCACAUCCACACCCUGCUGGACACCCGCCUGCUGGACCUGGAGGCCAGGAUUAACUCCUCUGAUCUUGAUCUGGAUGGGCAAGGCUUCGGUACUCUAGAUGGCUUCAGGACUGUCCUGGACGAUAAGCUAAAGACACUGGAAAGACGUCUGUUUGUAGCCGUGGAGGAGCUGAGCAAUGCCACUGCACCGGCGCUGCUUGAGGGACAAGUGGUUCCCGCACUAGAAACAGAAAUAGACAGUGUUCGGAGAAGAGUGGAGGCGGAUCUGGAUGGGAUGCAGAAGCAGAUGUCUGUACUUGAGCUCCUCUGCACCUCUGCCUGCUCCCCUGCCUCAAGCCCAGACACAGCCCUCAUCCAAACAGAUAUCUGCAAGGAUACAGAGAAGAAAAUCACAGACCUUCUAAACGAGCACUCAAGCAAGCUGGACCAUCUCAACAGUACCCUACAGGGCCUCCUAACACAGCUGUCUCAGGAGGACACGGAGGGCUCUAUCCAGGGCGAGAUCACGCUCCUAAAGAUUAACGUCAACUCAGUUAACCGCACUUUAAAGGGGCUGCGUGAUUCGGUCAGUCUGUUUGCACGGGAGGUCGGACAGGUGAACUCCACGUGGCGGGAGCGAGAGAGCCGACUGGAAACGCAGGUGCAGGGCAUCUCAGAUUUGGUGGAGCGGCAGGCGUCUGUGCUGGGGUCCGGGGAGCGCAGGCUUGUUCAGCUGAAGGCAGAGCUUCAGGGCUUGCGGAGACGGUUAGCCGGGGAGCUGCAGGGCUGUCGCUCCACUACACAAGGGAUUCAGAAAGAGGUGCUAGGAGUGGAGAGCCGGAUCUCCCAGGUGGAGGGACAGUGCGGAGGAUUGGGUGAGCUCGCAGAAGACCUGGAGAGAAUCCGCAGUGAGCUGGAGAGACAUUCGGACAGCUUCCUGCAGCAGGUCAGCGGGACACUGGAGAGCCACUCGGAGCAGCUGCUGCAGCUGAAGGACGGCCUGAGAGACUGCAUGAGCAAAACGGACUCCGCAAUAGAGCGGAGCGACGGCCAGUAGACCCUAGGGAAGCCACAAGGCCUGAGGUUGCACAAAUCUACAAAAUGUUGUGCCCUCAAUAGGGCAUUUUGUCUUCUACUUAUUUUGUUCAAGUCUUUAUAGUGAUUUAAAGGGAUAGUUCACAUGAAUCUGAAUUCAUCUGUUUAUGCAUCCUUCACUUUUUCCAAACCUGUUGAAGAUUCUUUCUUCAGAUUUACACUAAAGAAGAUAUUCUGAAGAAUUCUGGAAAUUGUUGACUUUCAUAGUAUCUGUUUUUUUCUACUAUGGAAGUCAAUGCUUUCUUCAGCUAGCUAUUUUUGUUUUCAUCAGAUAAAAGAAACUCAUUAAGGUUUGAAACAACUUGAGGGUGAGUAAAGAGUAAAUACAUUUUCAUUUUUGAGUGAACUGUCCCUUUAACUGAGUUUUGUUAACUUAUAUGAUGAUAGUGUGACUGUAUUAAGCAUAUUUGACGAGUUUUUAAAGGGAUAGUCCACCCAAAAAUGAAAACUUAGGGGUCAUUGACACAGAUCAUGUUUUUCCAUUUCAAUGUGCUACUUUUCUAUUGUUUUUCUAUGCAAACGUGCACUGUCAAGUUAAAUGAAUGUCUCGCACAUGAAUGUCAGUUCCAUAACAGUAGACCAGAAGAACUCAGAGACGGACAAGUAAUUUGAGCUCAUGUUUACAGUUGCAGGUUGGCAUGACAACUUAUUUAUUCAACCCAGGUUGAUUCUGAUUUUGUACCCCUAUAUACAUUUCUGUAGAGUGCCAAAUACGUCCCAGGAGCUAUAUUUAUUUGCAGUUAUUAUUUUCGCGAAUCGACCUGAGGUCGUUGUGUGCUUUUUCAAUUCUCAAAUUUCUCUUGCGACGUGUCUGCUGUUCUCACGUUAAUCCAAUAGAGGCCGCUGAAAAUUGACUGACUGACCAACCGACCGAUCCCCCAUCCUUCCCUAAACCCAACCAAUAGUAUUUUAAAAAGCACAGAUUUACCCGCCCACCCCCUUUGCUAAACCUAACUGCAGUGUUUUAAAAAGCAAUCCAGAAAAAGAAAAGCCCUCAUCUGAUUUUUACCACGUUUUCAGAUUUUACCACAUUCUCACAAUUUAAUUAUUAUUAUUUUUUUUAUUGUUCUUGUUUUACCUGCUUUCUGGAACCGUUCUUCACCGGACACAAAUCUCGUUGUCAUCGUCAACUCUGCUCUUUGUCUCGUCCGUCGACAUGCGUGUCGACCUACCAGACAAACUGGUACCAGAAGAAAAAAAAAACAUCCACACAGAGGUAAGAGGUCAGCUGGUAAGCACGAAAAGAAACAGCAUCAUACCGCCUCGUAGUGUUCUUAUAGCUCUGGCUACAUAAUUUGCGAUCUAAUGAAAUGUAUACAGGGGUACGUUUUCAAAAUGAGCCUAUGUUUGAUUUAUUCGAAAGUAACAUGGCAAAGGAGAGAUUUUUGCUAGAAGGGAUACAGCUACGGUUGGCAGUUAAUGAAAAUUAUUCAUAUUAUUUAUUUAAUUACCCAUAAAUUUUAUUUUAUUAACACCUACCCCUAUUUUAUUAACACCUAACUCUCACAGUACUGUAAAAACAGCUGUUAUACCAAGAAUUAUUCAUAUUAUUUAUUAAAUUAACCAUUUAAUUGUAUGUUAUGAAAACCCUACCCUAACCCUAAACACAACCCUUAGAGUAAUAUAAAACAGCAGUUACACCAAGAAUUGUUCAUAUUAUUUAUUAAAUUAACCAUUAAUUGGAUGUUAUAAAUACCCUACCCCAACCCUAAACCAACACUAUCUCAAAGCAAUUCGUAUCUUUUUGAUUUAGUGACUAAUUGUAUGAAUUCGUAUGAUGUAAUUCGUACAAUUUAGUACGAUUUGCUCAUCCCCCCAAUGACGGUUGGGUUGAGGGGUGGGGUUAGGUGCCACGCCUUCUUUUUAAAAUCGUAAAAUUUUAUACGACUGAACUCGCACAAAUUCAUACGAAUUCAUACUGGCAAAACGUAAAAUACUUACGUUUUCUCGUGAGAUCAGGCUGCCCUAAACACAACUCUCACAGUAAUGUAAGGAUUUUUUAAGGAGACCUUUUUAAACCAUUCCUGACUGCUGCAUUUCGCAUUUUUAUACACAAACAUGCGUUAUGUGUGAAAGUACCCUUAAUCCUUAUGUAGUUCCAAAUUUUCAUCAGUUUCUUUAUUCUGUUGAACACAGAAAAUAUAUUUUGGUGAAAGCUGGGAACCAGUAUUCAUUAAAUUCCAUUUACUUAAAAAAAAAGUUUCCAUUUCUCAAGAUAACGGCCAGAAGAAAGAAACUCAAACAGGUUUGGAAUAAGUGAAGGGUGAGUAAAUGAUGACAGUGUUUUCAUUUUUGGGUAAACUAUCCCUUUAAAUGAAGUAUCGGAUGUGUAAAACACAGGAAAGCGAAUGUUCUGACACUACUAAGCUGCUACGGGUUCUCAUGGCAAAUACUGUUCUCUACCUUCUCAUCUCAGCAUCCCAGUCAUCUCCUUACUGUUUUAAUUACUGUAACACAAACGAAGCUACACAUUUUUUUUAAAGGUUUGAUGUGUGUGAAUAAGUUGUUCAAAAGUAUAUAUUUCGCAUUAUUAAAAUGCUUUCUAAGAGAUUAUAAUUUUUCAUGAAUAAAAGUGGACUGUGUGGAC